ACAACUUAUGGGAGCUGAUUCUUUUCCACCAUGUGGGUCACAGGGAUCACACCCAGGUUGUCAGACUUGUGACAUAAUCCUUUACCUUCUGAGCCAUCAAAUCUGCCAGAAACUACAUUUCUGGUCAGCUCCCAGAUGCUGCUGCUGCAGGUCUGUCGAAUUAAUCUAAGUAGACAAGAUUCUGGAGCCAGGUUUCCUGAAGGACUGACAGAUUUGCAAAUACUACUGUGCCUCAGUUUCAUGGUAUGCAAAAUAAAGCCCAACUCGGUCCAUCCCUGUUAUGCACCUUAAAGUAUGAGUGACCCAACUCUGCUGCUAUUACCGCAUUCCCUAGAGCAAUGAAGUAGGGUGCAUAAGUGAAUGAAUGAAUACAUUUGGCCACCAGUUCUUUCCUGGGUAGCUAGAGACACGACAGGGCCCAUUGAUGGGGAAGAACGCACCCUCCCAGAAAGUUCUCUCCACCUUCUUGGUCAGGAGGGCCCUGAGGGCCCGGAAGCCUGCAGGCGGGCGCUCAGCGGACCAAUGGGGCUGCGGGGAAGGAGGGGAUAGCGCCCGCCAGCCCUUUCCGUCCGCGGCCCCGCCCCCUUGGAACGUUGUGACGUCGGAGCAUUCCACGGUUGCUACAUCGUCGCGAGGGGCGGGGCGCCUGUCAGGGAAGCGGUGCGCGCGGGUGGCGGGCGGGCUGGGGCUUCUCCGUACAGUGCCAGCGCCAGCGCCAGACCCGCCCGCACCCCGCGCUCUCCCUCGUGCGCGUCGCCUCUCCAAGGACUUGCCAGCACGCACUCCUGCUCUCUCCCGUGAGCCGUCGCAGGAUGGAGCUGCUGUGUUGCGAGGGCACCCGGCACGCGCCCCGGGCCGGGCCCGACCCGCGGCUGCUGGGGGACCAGCGUGUCCUGCAGAGCUUGCUCCGCCUGGAGGACCGCUACGUGCCGCGAGCCUCUUACUUCCAGUGCGUGCAAAAGGAGAUCAAGCCGCACAUGCGGAAGAUGCUGGCGUACUGGAUGCUCGAGGUGUGUGAGGAGCAGCGCUGUGAGGAGGAUGUCUUUCCUCUGGCCAUGAACUACCUGGAUCGCUACCUGUCCUGCGUGCCCACCCGAAAGGCGCAACUGCAGCUCCUGGGUACGGUCUGCCUGUUGCUGGCCUCCAAGCUGCGCGAAACCACGCCCCUGACGAUUGAGAAGCUUUGCAUCUACACCGACCAAGCCGUGGCUCCCUGGCAGUUGAGGGAAUGGGAGGUGCUGGUCCUGGGGAAGCUCAAGUGGGACCUGGCUGCUGUGAUCGCUCACGAUUUCCUGGCUCUGAUUCUGCACCGCCUUUCUCUGCCCAGUGACCGACUGGCCUUGGUCAAAAAGCAUGCCCAGACCUUUUUGGCCCUCUGUGCUACAGAUUACACCUUUGCAAUGUAUCCUCCAUCCAUGAUCGCCACAGGCAGCAUUGGAGCUGCAGUGCAAGGCCUAGGUGCCUGUUCUAUGUCUGGAGAUGAGCUCACAGAGUUGCUGGCAGGAAUCACAGGCACUGAAGUGGACUGCCUGCGGGCUUGUCAGGAGCAGAUUGAGGCUGCGCUCAGGGAGAGCCUCCGGGAAGCUGCCCAGACGGCCCCCAGCCCGGUGCCCAAAGCCCCCCGGGGCUCCAGCAGCCAGGGGUCCAGUCAGACCAGCACACCCACAGAUGUCACCGCCAUCCACCUGUAGCUUGGGACAGGCCCCCUCAGGUGGCCACCAAGCAGAGGAGGGGUCACUGCCACCCCCUCCCUUCCUCUUGGAACAAUCCAUGCCAUAUCUGAAGCCCGAGGGGGGCCCUUCCCCUCACAAAGCCCAAGGGGCCAGGUCCUGCCUAUCCCCACAGUGUGCACUAAGGUGCUGGUUGGCCAGGAGGGCUCUGCAUGGCCAGUCAGCGCCUCCUCCUUCCCACGUGACCGGCUUGGCUGUUCGGGGGCCAUGCUGGUCCGAGAAAUUCAAACAGGUAAAACCCACACACCAGCAUUCCUUUUUGAGUCCCUCCUCUCUCCGGGGCUCUAAUCUUCUCAAUUGCCAAAAUGCCCCAGUACCUUUCAAAGGCGUUGCCCCCACUAGGGUCAGUGCGUUUGGGUUGGGGUCCUUCGGGCAUCCUGAUAGACACGCACGAAGAGCCAAAUCGAUGGCUGCCGUAUAAUCCAUGCUCCCAGCUGCUCUUAGAGGGAGGAGCCUAGGCCUUGGUCAGAGGGGCAAGAACCUACAAAUUUCUAGCUCUGCUUCCUGCUUAGCUUCUGUGAUUGAAGGGUCUUGAGGGGUGCUGGUGGUCAUUUUAAUUUAUUGCUUUGAAUACAACUGUAAGAGGGUACAGUGAGGCCUGUACCCCACAAGCAGUGGUAACCCUGGCGGUUGCUAUUUUCUUCCCCUCUGCUACCGCUUUGUGGUCCAGGAGCUGCUACAGCCUGGGAUGGGGCCAUGCCUUCCUCUCCUGAGGCUCUGCACCUCAUCUUCCAGCAGAGGGUUGAAGCAGGGGUGGAUGCUCUGGAGGUGACAGAGCCUAUCUGGAGAGGUCGAGCCCUGUUGACACAGGUCUUUCCUUAGGCCACAAGGUUUGGGCUGGUGGCCCAUUUCUAUCACGCUGCCUUAAUAAAAAUUCCGGAACAAAGCUGGC
Onychomys torridus (southern grasshopper mouse) is the source of this 2622-nucleotide messenger RNA. It is a transcript of the gene Ccnd3, whose product is annotated as cyclin D3. The transcript is spliced from 5 exons. Gene Ontology annotation, cellular component: nucleus; cytoplasm; cyclin-dependent protein kinase holoenzyme complex. Gene Ontology annotation, biological process: positive regulation of G1/S transition of mitotic cell cycle; mitotic cell cycle phase transition; regulation of cyclin-dependent protein serine/threonine kinase activity. Gene Ontology annotation, molecular function: cyclin-dependent protein serine/threonine kinase regulator activity. Lineage: Eukaryota; Metazoa; Chordata; Mammalia; Rodentia; Cricetidae. The record is from RefSeq and is a predicted model, not a curated record. Bases 813 to 1691 code for a protein of 292 amino acids.